AGGAGCCGCCGGUGCUCUCCGCGGUGCUGGGUGCUGCCCCCCGACCGCGGAGCCGCGCCCCGAGCCCCUCCGAUGUCUCCGACUCCGCCGCUCCCGGGCUCCGCCGCGUCUCCGAGCGGCAUGGCCAGGAUUAGGUACCUCCGCGCGGCUGUCUCGGGGUUUUAUCUGUGGGAAGCUGCGGUACUGCUCAGCUUGGUAGCCACAAAGGAAACAGACAGUGCAAGAUCUCGUAGCAUGCCAAUGUCACCAUCCGAUUUCCUGGAUAAGCUGAUGGGUAGGAUGUCAGGCUAUGAUGCAAGGAUCAGACCAAAUUUCAAAGGUCCUCCAGUUAAUGUCACAUGCAACAUAUUUAUAAACAGCUUUGGAUCCAUUGCAGAGACGACCAUGGAUUACCGAGUGAACAUCUUUCUCCGUCAGAAUUGGAAUGAUCCUCGCCUUGCAUACAGUGAAUAUCCAGAUGACUCUUUAGAUUUAGAUCCAUCCAUGCUGGAUUCAAUUUGGAAACCUGAUUUGUUCUUUGCUAAUGAAAAAGGUGCCAACUUUCAUGAAGUUACAACAGAUAAUAAGUUGUUGCGGAUUUUCAAAAAUGGAAAUGUACUUUAUUCCAUCAGAUUGACUUUAAUACUUUCCUGUCCGAUGGAUCUCAAAAAUUUUCCAAUGGAUGUGCAAACAUGUAUAAUGCAGCUGGAAAGCUUUGGCUACACAAUGAAUGAUCUCAUUUUUGAGUGGCAAGAAAAGGGAGCAGUUCAAGUUGCAGAAGGUCUCACUCUGCCGCAGUUUCUCUUGAAAGAAGAAAAGGAUUUGUGCUACUGCACCAAGCAUUACAAUACAGGAAAGUUCACAUGCAUUGAAGUCCGAUUUCACCUUGAGAGGCAGAUGGGUUACUAUCUCAUCCAGAUGUACAUACCAAGCCUCCUGAUCGUCAUUCUCUCCUGGGUGUCAUUUUGGAUCAAUAUGGAUGCAGCUCCAGCCAGAGUGGCUUUAGGCAUAACAACUGUACUGACCAUGACAACUCAAAGCUCAGGUUCACGAGCAUCUCUUCCAAAGGUGUCAUACGUCAAAGCCAUUGACAUCUGGAUGGCAGUGUGUCUGCUCUUUGUAUUUUCUGCACUUCUGGAGUAUGCAGCUGUAAACUUUGUGUCGAGGCAGCAUAAAGAACUUCUGCGAUUCCGACGCAAGAGGAAGAAGAGCAAGUAUUUUGAGGGAGUUCUUGAUGGAAAUGAAAUCAGUGAAUCAUUACAGCAUAGCAAUGGCUUGAGAUGUGCAGGACGUAUAGACGGGACUUUGCCUCAAAUCUACAGUACAAAUUUAAGGGAUGAUGACACACGUGACAGUCAGUUUAGCAUUACAGCAUAUGGAGUCGGCCCGUGUGUGCAAGCAAAAGACGGAAUAACACAAAAGGGGCCAAAUAAUCCUGUUCAAGCUGUACCAAAAAGCCCUGAUGAGAUGAGAAAGGUGUUUAUUGACCGGGCCAAGAAGAUAGACACAAUAUCCAGAGCGUGUUUCCCAUUAGCCUUUCUGAUUUUCAACAUUUUUUAUUGGGUAAUCUACAAAAUCAUCAGGCAUGAGGACAUUCACCAAUAACAAGAUUCAGGCUUGCAGUACUUAAAAUCUGGCUGUCACUCAACAGGAGGCUUUUUGUUAGAAAUGCACAUCCGAGGAGUGAUUAGAAGAGUUAAGAACAAUGAGGGGGAGAAAAAGGAUCCUGCAUGGUCUGCAAUGACCAGCUGAAGUGGGAUGGAAGGAUGACACCCAGAGAAGUCACAUCUGCUGUUCCAAACUUACCUUGUCAAACUAAUUAUUAACAACUUUUUCAUUGAAAAUCACUCUCUACUGAAGCUUUAUUGCCAAGUAUUUAUACAUACUGUUACAUAGUGGUAUAAUUGUACAGUACUCUUUGAUGGUCCUUAAAUUUUUUAAACUCUGGUGUAUUUUUAAUUUUAAAAAUGUUUCCAGAAUACCCUAGGUGAAUCCCAAAGUAUUACAGAACAGAUUAGUGUUUGUGAGUUUUAUUUUAAUUUUACAAUAUAAUGACAAGUUACUGAUUGGAGAAAACAGUUUAAAGGACUUGAUCUAGCCUUAAGGACAGUACUGGUGGUUUUACAAUGAAUAGGUUUAACAUAUUUAAGUCAUAUAAUUUAUUCAAUGUACUUCACAUUACUGUUCCCCUAGAAGGUGCAUGUUGAAAUAAUCUCAGAAAGCACAAGGUAAGCAGCCUAAUAUGAGCCAAGGUAUACAACCUAAUGAGAAAUAUACAAAAAUUUGUAAAGUAUUGAUUCCUGCAAAGGAUUUUUUAUUUUAAUUACUUGUAUUUUCAUAAUUGAAGCAUAUUCUUUAUUCUUCUUUAUAUUUUUAAUUUUUUUUCUCAAUUCAUAAAACUCAUACCACUUGUAUAGACAAAUUACAUCAAAAUUUUGCAAUGCUUCAUUUUGAUUCAAUGCAAAGAGAUCUUGGACCAAAACUGAAAGCAAAGAGUCAACUGUUUCACUGAAGCAUUUGGAGGAUGAAUACAGUUAUGUUUAUGCACAUUCAUCUCCUAUAUAUCACAUAAUUACAAGAAGUCUAAUUUAUUAAUGUGUCAGAUUUUCUGACUCAUUCUUUGAAGUUUGUUAAUAUGACUUAGAUCUUAGUUAAGAAGUGCUUCACAACUUUGGAAAAAUGUGUAGCUCUUCUCAAACGUAAAAAAAAGACCUGUAUGGUAUUCUGCAUUUACUGGAUUUCACAUUAAUAAAUAGGAGAACAACUAUUAAAACUCUAAGAAAGAUCUUUCCUGUUUAGGUUUAAAUAAGCCAUAUUAGUUGCUUCUUUGAAUUGUAACACCAUAGAUCACAUUUAUGGCACAGCGUCUAGGCAAGAUUAUUUACUUUUGUCAAUCUAUUGGCAAAACAAAACCAUGCUAUGAUGUGGAAAUAUAGCAUUUAGAAUUAUUAGAUACUCUAAGUCCAGUAGGUGAGGCUGAUUCUCACUGAAAAUAAUUUUGAACAUAUUUAAAAUUUGUGCUUUGCUGAUAAUCAGAAUGUGUAUACAAAAGCAGAGUCGUCUGGAGGCAAACAUCUGGUGCAGUGCCAAAGGCAUGAUGCAUAAGAAGUAACAGAAGCAAUGUAACUGUGCUGGGAUUGUAACAUAGCAACCUGGGCUUUGGUUUGGUUUGUUAGUAUUUUCCUCCCAGGAUUAGUUAGAGAGGUUUUAUAAUAAUAGCUCUCACAUUUUAUUAAAUUGUGUCAGAAAGAACAUGUAUAAUCCAUCUUUACUUUAAAACUAGUAUUCUUUUAUAGUUUUUCUUCAUUUAUAAUCUGGUCAAAUUAAUUCAGUUCACUUUUUUGCUUUUUUGGGUUUUUUUCUGAUACUUUGUCUGCUUUUUUAUUUAUUUCUUUAUGUGCAUGUUCCAAAAAAUCUCAUUCGCUUAUGAAGGUAUGAGAGGUUAACAAGAAUUUAUGGCUGAUAUUCAUCUCUCUCAACGUUAGGGUUAGUUAUAUUGUAUGGAAAGAUAUGUUAACAUGUUUCUGUUAUCAGCAAAAUCAACUGUAUUUUGUUUAAGGACUGUUUUCAGAUGCAUGCAAGAUUUGGCACAUGAUUCUAUUUUGAUACAAUGGAACCAAGAUCUCUCUGGAGCUGAUGGUUUUGUGGACUUUUUUAGUGGAACCAUAACGUUUACCAAGGUAACAGAAGCCUCUUAGUCCACUAAUAAUGUGUUUUUCAAAAGAAAUGAUAACUUUAAAUUUAAGUUUCAUUUAUAUUAUUCCUAAAUUACUUAGUAUAAAGUCACUUGGUAGAGAAAGAGAGAAAUGUCAUUUAAGAUAAGAAACUUCAAGGCACAAAUGCCUGCUAUUCACCACUGAAAACAGGAAUAGUCCAAAACUGCCAGCAGGCAUGCCAGCCCUCUGUGCAAAGCUACUGGCAUCAGCUAAGAUUACUGUAAGAGAUGAUUUUUUUGCAACUGUAUGAUGAAGCAGCAGGAAAUGGUGUUAAGAUGCAAGAAUUGAAAAGUACGCUGCGGUAUUUACCAGACUGCAGUAUUUAUGUUGCACUCCCAUCAAAGAGGCAGUGGAAAUGCAGGAAAAUAAUCAUCAAGGAGAUAAUGCUUAACCCUGCUACCUGGCAGGGUUCCUCCUGUGUAUAAAAAAGAUCCCAUUCAUUAGGCAGAAGUAAUAACUACCUCAGUUCACUGUCACUGGACCUGAGCUCUGCAGAGGACAAGUCCUUGGCAAAGCCACACAAGAAGGCUUCUCAUAAGCACAAUCUCUGUGUGACAGGACAUUGCAGCUUUGUCCCAAGUCAUCAUUCAACACAGGUGCAGACCCCAUACUUCUUGGGUCCUGUUUCUGUGUUUUCUUUGGACCAGCCCU
Messenger RNA from Catharus ustulatus (Swainson's thrush), 4346 nucleotides. RefSeq names its product glycine receptor alpha 3 (gene GLRA3). Gene Ontology annotation, biological process: nervous system process; chloride transmembrane transport; regulation of membrane potential. The transcript has 10 exons. The coding region runs from base 73 to 1584 and encodes 503 amino acids. Gene Ontology annotation, cellular component: synapse; plasma membrane; postsynaptic membrane. The record is from RefSeq and is a predicted model, not a curated record. NCBI's taxonomy places the organism in Eukaryota, Metazoa, Chordata, Aves, Passeriformes, Turdidae. Gene Ontology annotation, molecular function: transmitter-gated monoatomic ion channel activity; transmembrane signaling receptor activity; glycine binding.